Messenger RNA from Camelina sativa (false flax), 4711 nucleotides. It is a transcript of the gene ABCG39, whose product is annotated as pleiotropic drug resistance 11. Gene Ontology annotation, cellular component: membrane. Gene Ontology annotation, molecular function: ABC-type transporter activity; ATP hydrolysis activity; ATP binding. Lineage: Eukaryota; Viridiplantae; Streptophyta; Magnoliopsida; Brassicales; Brassicaceae. The record is from RefSeq and is a predicted model, not a curated record.
AAGACUUUUUAUCCCGCCUCUUCUCUCACCUCCAAGUUUCACUCUUUCUUUAAAUGAUAGCGGACUGUCAAAAAUCUCCACUUGCAUAUCCAUCCCCUUCUUUGUAAUUCAAACCGAGUCGUCUUGGCAGUGGCGACGAUGCUAGGACGAGAUGAAGAUCCGGUCGGAACAAUAAGCGGGAGAGUGAGUUUGGCCUCGACCAGUCACAGGAGUUCGGUAGGAGCUUCCAAAAGCUUUAGAGAUGUGUUUGUAUCUCAGGGGGACGAGGUGUUUGGGAAGAGCGAACGACGUGAGGAAGAUGACGUUGAACUCCGGUGGGCCGCGAUUGAGCGAUUGCCAACCUUUGAUCGGCUACGUAAAGGCAUGUUGCCACAAACGACGGUCAAUGGUGAGAUUGAGCUGGAGGAUGUUAACCUCAUGAGGCUCCAACCUAAGGAGAAGAAACAACUUAUGGAAAUGAUCUUGAGUGUUGUUGAAGAAGACAAUGAAAAGUUUCUACGUGGAUUGAGAGAAAGAACAGACAGAGUUGGAAUCCAGGUUCCGAAAAUUGAAGUGAGGUAUGAGAAUCUUUCAGUGGAAGGAGAUGUGUGUAGUGCUAGUAGAGCGCUUCCUACUCUCUUCAACGUCACUUUAAAUACAAUGCAGAGCAUUCUAGGAUUCUUCCACUUCAUUCCAUCUAAAAAGAAGAAGAUUCAGAUACUUAAAGACAUCAGUGGCAUUAUCAAACCAUCAAGGAUGGCCUUAUUACUUGGUCCACCAAGUUCAGGGAAAACAACUUUGUUACAAGCUUUGGCUGGGAAGCUCGAUGACACACUCCAGAUGUCCGGGAGGAUAACUUAUUGCGGUCAUGAGUUCCACGAGUUUGUUCCUCAAAAGACGUGUGCCUACAUUAGUCAACAUGACCUUCACUUUGGGGAAAUGACGGUGAGACAGACUCUGGAUUUUUCGGGACGAUGUCUAGGUGUUGGGACACGGUACCAGUUGAUGGCUGAGCUCUCAAGGAGGGAGAGAGAAGAGGGAAUAAAGCCAGACCCUAAAAUUGAUGCAUUCAUGAAAUCUAUUGCAAUAUCAGGGCAAGAAACUAGUUUGGUUACAGAUUAUGUACUUAAGAUACUUGGUUUAGACAUAUGUGCUGACAUACUUGUCGGAGACGUAAUGAGAAGAGGUGUUUCUGGUGGACAACGAAAGCGUCUGACAACAGGAGAGAUGUUGGUAGGACCGGCGAAAGCUCUUUUCAUGGAUGAAAUAUCAACAGGGUUGGAUAGUUCAACAACAUUCCAAAUCUGCAAGUUCAUGAGGCAACUAGUACAUAUCUCGGAUGUUACAAUGAUUAUUUCACUUCUACAACCUGCACCAGAGACUUUUGAGCUUUUCGACGACAUUAUCUUACUCUCAGAGGGACAAAUUGUCUACCAAGGCUCACGGGACAACGUUCUUGAGUUCUUUGAACACAUGGGUUUCCAAUGUCCUGAAAGGAAAGGGGUUGCAGAUUUCUUGCAAGAAGUUACAUCUAAGAAGGACCAAGAACAAUAUUGGAACAGGAAAGAACAACCUUACAACUAUGUCUCCGUUAAUGAUUUCUCAAGCGGUUUUAACUCUUUUCACACCGGGAAACAACUCACUUCAGAGUUCAGGAUUCCCUAUGACAAAUCUAAAACCCAUUCUGCUGCACUAGUCACACAAAAGUAUGGUAUAUCAAACUGGGAGCUAUUCAAAGCAUGCUUUGAUAGAGAAUGGCUACUUAUGAAACGCAACUCAUUUGUGUAUGUCUUUAAGACUGUCCAGAUUACCAUCAUGUCUUUGAUUACCAUGACGGUCUAUCUCAGGACAGAAAUGCAUGUAGGCACGGUGCGAGAUGGUCAAAAGUUUUACGGUGCUCUUUUUUUCAGCUUGGUUAAUGUAAUGUUUAAUGGACUUACUGAACUAGCAUUUACUGUGAUGAGGCUCCCGGUGUUUUACAAACAGAGAGACUUCUUGUUCUAUCCUCCAGGGGCUUUCGCCUUACCAGCGUGGCUUCUAAAGAUUCCGUUAUCUCUUAUCGAAUCAGGAAUAUGGAUCGGUCUUACAUAUUAUACCAUAGGUUUUGCUCCUUCUGCUGCAAGGUUUUUCCGGCAGUUGUUAGCAUACUUCUGUGUGAACCAGAUGGCCCUCUCUUUGUUUAGAUUCCUUGGAGCCAUUGGAAGAACAGAAGUAAUCUCUAUCUCAAUCGGGACCUUCACAUUGCUAAUUGUCUUUACUCUUGGAGGCUUCAUUAUUGCUAAAGAUGAUAUCCAGCCUUGGAUGACUUGGGCCUAUUAUUUGUCCCCUAUGAUGUACGGACAAACCGCUAUUGUUAUGAAUGAAUUUCUCGAUGAGCGAUGGAGCAGUCCAAACUAUGAUACAAGCAUCAACGCGAAAACUGUUGGAGAGGUCCUACUUAAGAGCCGGGGCUUCUUCACGGAGCCAUAUUGGUUUUGGAUAAGUAUUGUGGCGCUACUUGGGUUUUCUUUGUUGUUCAAUCUCUUUUACAUACUAGCCUUGAUGUAUUUGAACCCUCUUGGUAACUCCAAAGCUACAGUUGAGGAAGAAGUUAAAGACAAACAAAAAGGAACAGAAGGUUCUGUAGUGGAACUCAACAAUAGUUCUUCAAGUCAUGGUCCAAAGAGAGGAAUGGUUUUACCUUUCCAACCGCUUUCUCUAGCAUUCAACAAUGUGAACUACUACGUGGAUAUGCCUACAGAAAUGAAGGCUCAAGGAGUUGAAAGUGAUCGACUUCAAUUACUAAGAGACGUUGGUGGAGCUUUCAGGCCAGGCAUAUUGACAGCAUUGGUUGGUGUUAGUGGUGCAGGUAAGACAACAUUAAUGGAUGUCUUGGCUGGUAGGAAAACAGGUGGUUACAUCGAAGGCAGUAUUAGCAUAUCUGGUUACAGUAAGAACCAAGAAACAUUUGCUCGAGUCAGCGGUUACUGUGAACAAAAUGAUAUCCAUUCUCCACAUGUUACUGUUUCUGAAUCCCUCAUCUAUUCAGCUUGGCUUCGUCUUUCAGCCGACAUAGAUGCCAAAACACGAGAGAUGUUUGUUGAAGAAGUGAUGGAGCUGGUUGAGCUCAAACCCAUUAGAAACUCAAUAGUUGGCCUUCCUGGAGUUGAUGGUCUUUCAACAGAACAGAGGAAAAGGCUUACUAUUGCAGUUGAAUUGGUAGCUAACCCUUCUAUAAUCUUCAUGGAUGAGCCAACUUCUGGUCUUGAUGCAAGAGCUGCCGCCAUUGUUAUGCGUACUGUUAGGAAUACCGUAGAUACAGGAAGAACUGUUGUUUGUACAAUUCACCAGCCUAGCAUCGACAUUUUUGAAUCUUUCGAUGAGCUUCUGUUGAUGAAAAGAGGAGGCCAAGUUAUAUAUGCUGGAAGUUUAGGGCAUCACUCACAGAAACUUAUUGAAUACUUUGAGGGUGUUGAAGGGGUUCCAAAGAUCAAAGACGGAUACAAUCCUGCGACGUGGAUGCUCGACGUUACUACUCCUUCAAUCGAGUCACAAAUGAGCUUGGACUUUUCUCAAAUAUUCGCCAACUCCUCUCUUUAUCGGAGAAAUCAAGAACUCAUCAAAGAACUCAGUACACCACCACCUGGAUCAAAAGAUCUCUACUUCCGAACCAAGUAUGCGCAACCGUUUUCUACUCAAACCAAAGCUUGCUUCUGGAAACAGUACUGGUCAUACUGGAGACAUCCUCAGUACAAUGCUAUCCGGUUUCUCAUGACAGUAGUCAUUGGUGUCUUGUUUGGUCUAAUAUUCUGGCAAAUAGGAACAAAAAUAGAGAACGAACAAGACUUGAAUAAUUUCUUUGGAGCCAUGUACGCUGCUGUAUUGUUUCUUGGUGCCACCAACGCUGCAACAGUUCAACCCGCAAUUGCCAUUGAGCGAACAGUUUUCUACCGCGAAAAAGCAGCUGGAAUGUACUCCGCUAUUCCCUAUGCCAUUUCGCAGGUAGCAGUGGAAAUCAUGUACAACACGAUACAAACCGGAGUUUACACGCUAAUCCUUUACUCAAUGAUCGGAUGCGAUUGGACUGUGACCAAAUUCUUGUGGUUCUACUACUAUAUGUUGACAAGCUUCAUCUACUUUACGCUAUACGGUAUGAUGCUUAUGGCAUUGACACCAAACUAUCAGAUUGCUGGAAUCUGCAUGUCCUUCUUCCUUAGUCUCUGGAAUCUCUUCUCCGGUUUCCUUAUCCCCAGACCGCAAAUACCAUUAUGGUGGAGAUGGUACUAUUGGGCAACACCUGUGGCUUGGACAUUGUAUGGACUCAUCACAUCUCAAGUUGGAGACAAGGAUUCAGUGGUGCACAUCACUGGGAUAGGAGACAUAGAUCUCAAAAUAUUGCUCAAAGAAGGAUUCGGGUUCGAACAUGACUUCUUACCAGUUGUUGCCGUUGUCCACAUCGCCUGGAUUCUGCUCUUCGUCUUUGUUUUCGCCUAUGGUAUUAAGUUCCUCAACUUCCAAAGAAGAUAAAGACCUUAAAAGAAUAGUGUGGGAAAUUAUGAACUAAAAACAAAAAGAAAGCCUAGUCUGGUUACGUGAUAGCUAAGUCAAUGUUGAAUAUAAAGAAUGUAAUUAGCUGUUUUCAUGCUUAAUAUGUUAACACUAUAAUGUUAUACUCUGUAAAGCUUAUAUUAUAUAGUAUAGUUGAGAUGUAUUAAUUGUAUUAAGUUUCCUUUUGCUUAAUAUACUUAGUAUA